AUGGUGAAUUCAACUUUACAUUACUUCAUUUUUAGCACGUACAUGUAUGUAGGAUCUUUGAAAUACUUGUAUUUCCUGUUAACUGCAAUGUUGUACAUGCUAAUUGUUUUUGUCAACAUAUUUCUCAUCGUGCUGAUCUGUAUGAACAGAAGUCUUCAUGAACCCAUGUACAUCUUCCUGUGCAGCCUGUUUGUGAACGAGCUGUACGGCAGCACAGGUUUGUUUCCUCUCCUCCUGGUUCAGAUUCUCUCAGACGUUCACACUGUGUCUGCUCCUCUCUGUUUCCUGCAGAUCUUCUGCUUGUACACGUACGCUCAGGUGGAGUUCUGUAAUCUAGCUGUCAUGUCUUAUGACAGGUAUCUGGCUAUCUGUUGCCCUCUGCAGUAUAACACACUCAUGACGUUUAACAGGGCAGUUACUUUAAUAGCUGGGAUGUGGAUUUACUCCUAUGUAAAAUUCUUGAUUACUUUAUUUUUAACCAUCACUUUGCCAUUUUGUGGAAACAUCAUUAACAGUUUGUAUUGUCACAACUAUCUUGUCGUGAAGUUAGCUUGUUCUGACAUUCAGGUGAAUAACAUUUAUGGAAUCUUUGGCUCAGUUCUGACUGUCUUAGUCCCCCUGCUGCCAAUUCUUUUCUCUUACACUAAAAUCUUGCAGGUGUGUUUCUCUGGUUCCCAACAGACCCGACGAAAAGCUAUCAGCACCUGCACGCCUCACCUGGCCUCGCUCAUCAACUUUUCUUUUGGUUGUAUGUUUGAAAUACUUCAGAGUAGAUUUAAUAUGGCCAGCGUGCCGAGCAUUGUACGCAUCAUUCUGUCUCUGUAUUUCCUCCUCAUUCAGCCGCUUCUGAACCCUGUCAUGUACAGCAUGCAGCUGUCAAGAAUCCGAAACACAUGUAAACAUCUUCUGAGUUUUAAAAUCAAGGCAGGAUGUAAGUGUCAGAGCUAA
Messenger RNA from Labrus bergylta (ballan wrasse), 948 nucleotides. Its product is annotated as olfactory receptor 4E2-like. Gene Ontology annotation, cellular component: membrane. Gene Ontology annotation, biological process: detection of chemical stimulus involved in sensory perception of smell; G protein-coupled receptor signaling pathway. The record is from RefSeq and is a predicted model, not a curated record. Lineage: Eukaryota; Metazoa; Chordata; Actinopteri; Labriformes; Labridae. Gene Ontology annotation, molecular function: G protein-coupled receptor activity; odorant binding; olfactory receptor activity.